AUGGCUUGCUGUCAGUAUGCACUCAUUCCUCCUCCUUCGGAUUUGAUGAGAAGAGAGAUGAAGGAUGCCCUAGCACCGUUUUUGGCAAGUAUCAAUUGGUUACCUAUCUCCGUGUUUGGCAUGAGUAACUACGAUACCAACCCCUUCGCGGAAGACGAUGUUAAUCCCUUCGCCGAUGGAGGGCAAUCAAAUCGUGGUGGUGGUGCAUUCUAUAAUACGAAUUCAGGGCGUGCUUCUGCAACCUCAAAGCUUUCACCCCUGUCCCCUGAGCCUUAUGAUCGUGCAGCAACUGUUGACAUUCCUAUCGGUUCCUCAAUUGACCUUAGAGCUAAGGAAAAGGAACUGCAAGCUAGAGAGGCUGAGCUGAAAAGAAGGGAACAGGAGCUAAAACGAAAGGAAGAUGCUCUUGCACGAGCUGGAAUAGUAAUAGAGGAGAAAAAUUGGCCACCUAUUUUCCCCGUAAUUCAUCACGACAUUGCAAAAGAAAUACCAAUACAUCUUCAAUCAAUCCAGUAUGUUGCAUUUACAACAUGGUUGGGUUUGAUUGUAUGUCUUUUAUGGAAUAUGGUAGCAGUUACUGUAGCUUGGGUCAAAGGAGAAGGUCUUUCAAUCUGGUUUCUAGCUAUCAUAUACUUUAUUUCCGGUGUUCCAGCAUCCUAUGUUACGUGGUAUCGCCCUCUUUAUCGUGCUACAAGGACGGACAGUGCUCUAAAGUUUAGCUGGUUUUUCUUGUGUUACGCGGUACACAUUCUCUUCUGCGUUCUUGCUGCAAUUGCUCCUCCAAUUUUCUUCAAAGGGAAAUCUCUCACAGGCAUUCUACCUGCGUUUGAGGUAUUGGACGACAAUACAAUGGUUGGGCAAGUAUAUAUGUACUUUAGGGGCAGUGGAAAGGCUGCAGAAAUGAGGCGUGAGGCUGCAAAAGGAGCAAUGAGGGCAGCUCUAUGA
Molecule: messenger RNA, 945 nt
Organism: Sphenostylis stenocarpa
Lineage: Eukaryota; Viridiplantae; Streptophyta; Magnoliopsida; Fabales; Fabaceae
Source: the annotation of a GenBank genome assembly